Molecule: messenger RNA, 4176 nt
Organism: Lachancea lanzarotensis
Lineage: Eukaryota; Fungi; Ascomycota; Saccharomycetes; Saccharomycetales; Saccharomycetaceae
Gene: SMC4
Product: LALA0S07e06326g1_1
Exons: 1
Coding region: 1-4176 (1391 amino acids)
Biological process (GO): mitotic chromosome condensation
Cellular component (GO): chromosome
Molecular function (GO): protein binding; ATP hydrolysis activity; ATP binding
Source: RefSeq, a predicted model, not a curated record
AUGGACAGUCCUCUGUCUAAGAAGCAGAAAACACAUAUCGAUAGAGAUGAGGAUUCUUCGCUGGAAGAAGCUUCAAUAGAUGUGACAAGAGUCUCGAGAUCGAGAACUCCUCGGAAAUUGGUUUUAGGAUCUCCCAGCAAACAAUUUGAGAUCUCACAGCGGGGAAACUCAUCUUCUUCUAAUGUUCCAUUUUUACAACCGUUGAAAGACGAUUUUACAAGCUCUAGAAGCCGAAUAUAUUCACAAUCUCCACCAAGAUCACCAAACAGAUCGCCUACGCGGAAAUUAGAGCUGAUACAGUUGUCUCCGGCGAAAAAAACAAGGCUGGAGAUACACAAGCUUCAAAAUAGCCAACACGGGCCGGGAACGGUCCAACGACUUUGCAUACACCAACUAGUCCUAACGAAUUUCAAGUCCUACGCUGGUAAACAGGUUGUGGGACCCUUUGAUACUUCGUUUUCCGCUGUUGUAGGACCCAAUGGGUCUGGAAAGUCGAAUGUCAUCGACUCCUUGCUUUUCGUUUUCGGAUUUCGUGCAAACAAAAUGCGGCAAGGCAGGCUAUCAGAUCUAAUCCAUAAGUCAGAAGCGUUUCCUUCCCUAGAGUUUUGCCAAGUGGAUAUAUUCUUCCAGUACGUUCAGGACGAGCCAGACGGUAGAACCACCCUCAACAAAGAUAAACAACAACUCGUUGUUAGCAGAAAGGCGUGGAAAAACAGCUCAUCCAAAUACUACGUAUGUGGCAAAGAAAGCAGUUUUACCCAGGUGACGCAGCUUUUGCGCAACGAAGGCAUCGACAUGGAUCAUAAAAGAUUCUUGAUCUUACAGGGUGAGGUCGAAAGCAUAGCACAGAUGAAACCCAAAGCUGAAAAGGAGAACGAUGAUGGGCUACUCGAGUACUUGGAGGAUAUCAUCGGAACUGCAAAGUAUAAACAGCUGAUAGAGCAGACGGUUCUAGAAAUUGAACAGCUGAAUGAAGCUUGUCAAGAGAAGGAAAAUAGGUUCGAGAUAGUCGAAAGGGAGAAAAGCUCCUUGGAGUCUGGCAAAGAUGAAGCAAUGGAAUUUCUUGAGAAAGAGAAGCAACUAACAAUGUUGCGAAGUAAAGUCUUGCAACAUAAUUUGUGGCAGAGUGAUAAAAAGCUUGAAGAUAUUCAACGAAAGAAAUCGGGUUUCGAGGAAAGCUUAGCAAGCGAACGCUCAAAACAUGCACAAUAUCAGAAAGAAAUGAAGGAGUUAGAGGAUCAAUGUCAGAAUUUCAAGAAAAAGCUAGGAGAUCUUAAGGAAAAAGAAAGGACUCUUGUGCUGAAGAAACGAGAUGGCGAUCGUGAUAAAAUUUCUGCGGAAGAAAGACUGAAAAAUCUCAAUCAAAAGAAAGGAAAGUGCGAGAGAUCACAAAGCACUACACAGGCCUCAAUUGCAAAAACAGAGGUGAGGCUGGCUGAGUUGCAAAAGGAUCAAGAAGAGUAUAAUGCUCAGAUUGUAGAGUUGAAUAAAAGCUUGAGCGAAGAGAAAAUCAAACUAGAUGAUAUCAAAUUUUCCUUGAAGGAUAAGACUGGGGCUCUUACAGAUGAAAUAGCGAAGCUGCAAAAAGAUCUUGAGCCGUGGAACGCACGUCUUCAGGCUAAGAAUUCUCAAUUAAACCUGGAAGAGACCAGAAUUUCGGUCUUUAAAGAAUCACACGCCAAAGUCGUACAAGACAUAAAACUCACUGAAGAUCAGAUUUCAUCCCUAAAUGAAAAGAUUGCUGCGGUGCGCGAUGACAUACAACGUCUUGGUCAUGAGGGAGCUACGAUCAACAAACAAUUGACUAUCGGUCAAAGUGAGUGUGACACCGCAUCUGUGAAGAUCAAAGAGAUGAAGGCGGUUCUUACUGCCCAUCGGCAACGGAGUGUUGACGCACGAGCGUCACUCUCCACUGUUGAGAACAAGAGCAAAGUUUUAGCUGCGCUUCUCCGUCUGAAAAAGUCCGGCCGCAUCUCGGGUCUUCAUGGGAGGUUAGGUGAUCUCGGAAUAAUAGACGACAAAUUCGAUGUAGCCAUAUCCACGGCGUGUCCGAGGCUUGAUGACAUCGUAGUGGAGACGGUAGACUGUGCACAGCAAUGCAUUGAGUAUUUGAGAAAUAACAAAUUAGGUUACGCGAGAUUCAUUUUGCUUGAUAAGCUACGACCUUUCAAAUUAAAUCCGAUUGUAACCCCAAACAAUGUCCCUAGGCUUUUCGACUUAGUGAAGCCACAUAAUGAAAAGUUCAAGAAUGCGUUUUAUAGUGUCCUCAGAGAUACAUUAGUGGCAGAAGACUUACGGGAAGCGAAUCGUGUCGCGUAUGGCAAACAAAGAUUUAGAGUUGUGACAUUAGAUGGUAAGAUGAUCGAUCUUUCAGGGGCAAUGAGUGGUGGUGGUAAUUACAAGGCAAGUGGACUAAUGAAAUCUGAACGUCAGGAUAAUUCCAACACGCUGACUGCAGAGGAUAUAAUGCGCAUUGAUGCUGAACUAGUUGAAAGAGAGAAGAACUUCAAAAUAGCAAAUACGACCCUACAUGAAAUGGAAGAAGCAUUGCAAACGCUGAAAGAUAGAGAACCAGAGAUUGGACUCGAUAUUUCGAAGCGCGAAAUGGAUAUUGAAUCCUUGCUUCUCGAUAUAAAGGCAAGCGAGCAGAAACUGGCUAACUUGCGAAAAGAGCACGCGGAGAAGAAUAAUUCGAAUGAUGAACUGUCCACGGCGGAAAACAAGGUUGCGAUGUUAAAAGAUGAGUGCAAUCAACUAAAAGUAGAGAUGAAGUCGAAAAAUGUUGCAAUUGAUAACCUUCAACAGGAAAUUAUGAAAGUUGGUGGUACAAAUUUUCAGGUGCAAACCUCUAAAGUGGAAUCUAUUGCUCAACACAUUGAGAUCAUACUUGGUAAGCAGAAAAGAGACAAGAAUGCGAUCAGGAAAGCAGAAGGUGAUUUACGCCGCUCUCAGCGACAAAACGAAGAGCUUUCAAAAGAAUCAGUUAAAUGUACAGCUGAAUUGCAAGGAAUGGAAGAUGUUCUCUCAAAGGCCAGUGAUGAAUUAGCUUCAUUGGAGGAGCAACUCGAAAAACAUCUUGAUGACGUUUCCUCGCUGGAAGAGGAGUUAAAGAUUGUGGAGGAGCAAUUGGAGCAGAAGGUGGACCUUGACAGUGGAUUCAGAGUUCUAGAGGCUGAUAUCAACAGCCAGCUGGAAAAGCUUCGUGAAGUGAUCAAUGCUAUGCAGAAAGAGCGCACAUCGUUAGAAACACAGCUUGGGAGCUUGGAGAUACGUGAUGUCACCGCAAUAUUGGAUCAGCUUGAAGAAAACAUUCUUCCUCCUGAUUACGUAGUUACGCAAAAUGACAGGACAGCCGAACUAGAUGAUGAAGGUGGAGACAUCAUGGACGUCGAUGAACAGGAAAAUGUGAGCCGACAAUCCCAAGACUUUAGCCAGGACAUAGAACAUCAAGACAAAAUGGAAGUGGAUCGUCCUAGUGGGCUACCAAAGCUUUUACCAUCGGAGUUGGAAGCGCUAAAUCUAGAAGGCAUCAAUCUCGAGAUGGCACAACUGCAAGACUUCCUCGACAACGCGCACGUUGAUAUUGAGGUUUUGGAGGAAUAUGCUAAGAGCUUGGCAGAUUUUAAGGCGCGCAAACUAGAUCUCAAUUUGGCCGUCGAGAAUCGAGAAAAGGUUCGACAAGUCAGCGAAGACCUGAAGAAGAAAAGGCUUGAUGAAUUCAUGAAUGGUUUCAAUGCAAUUUCGAUGACCUUGAAGGAGAUGUAUCAAAUGAUUACAAUGGGAGGCAAUGCCGAGCUGGAGCUCGUGGACAGUUUAGAUCCGUUUUCUGAGGGGGUACUUUUUAGUGUUAUGCCUCCAAGAAAAAGUUGGAGAAAUAUUUCCAAUCUAAGCGGUGGAGAGAAGACUUUGAGCUCAUUGGCCCUAGUGUUCGCUCUCCACAAGUACAAGCCCACCCCGCUUUAUGUCAUGGACGAAAUUGAUGCCGCCCUCGAUUUUCGAAACGUUUCGAUUGUUGCAAAUUACAUUAAGGAACGCACGAAAAAUGCCCAGUUCAUUGUGAUCUCCCUUCGAAACAAUAUGUUCGAGCUCGCACAACAACUUGUGGGUAUCUAUAAAAACAGCAAUAUGACUAAAAGCGUGGCGCUGCAAAAUAGAGACUUGAUUGAUAGAGUUUGA